CCUGAGUCUGUGGUAAGAGCAUCAGUCAGCUGGCAAGCCUUCCCUUCUUCAGUACAGUAGUGUCCCAUUACGCGCAGUAUCAACCACCGACGAACAGGAUGAACAGCUUCAUUGCGAUCACUCUGCUGGCCGUGAUUGGGGUGGCCAUUGCGGCUCCCGCCAAGUACGGCGGUGGACACGCCCACCAUGGAGGAGUCGUGCCGGGACCGGCCGUCGUCCACACCUACCCGGCCGUCGCACCGGUGGUCAAGUGCGGCCACAAUCUGCUGGUGAGCUGCGAUCCCCACCAUCACCCGGUGCCGUGCAAGGCUGCCCCGGCUCACCACGCCGGCUAUGGACACCAUGCUCCGGCCCCUGCCCCGGCCUACCACCAUGCGCCGGCUCCGCACUACGCCCCGGCCGCUCCCGCCUACCAUGGUGCCGAGGAGCAUGGUGAGUACCGCGCCAAGCACCACAAGAAGCACCACAAGAAGCACCACGGCAAGGGCAAGAGCGCCGACAACGUUGGAGAAGCGAUCGACAGCAGCUCGGAGGCGAUGUAAGCGGUCUGCGAGGGUCGUUGCAGCAGCAGCAGCAGCAGCAGUGCGCAAGGAGGAAAACGCUUUGCAAGCUGGCUGGUGAAUCAUUCAAGACUGAAUACAAUUCCUUUCCUAUAUUUUCCUAUCCGCCCUGGUUUCCCUUCCCCCUCUAUCAGUCGAACAGUUUGUGGUCGAUUGGAGAAAUGAGGUGGAAACAGGGACUGCGUCACAAUAAAAUGUGAAUUUUCCUAACAAAAAGACAA
Molecule: messenger RNA, 781 nt
Organism: Anopheles arabiensis
Lineage: Eukaryota; Metazoa; Arthropoda; Insecta; Diptera; Culicidae
Product: vitelline membrane protein 15a-1-like
Exons: 1
Coding region: 99-542 (147 amino acids)
Source: RefSeq, a predicted model, not a curated record